Gastrolobium bilobum is the source of this 1632-nucleotide messenger RNA. RefSeq lists its product as uncharacterized. The record is from RefSeq and is a predicted model, not a curated record. NCBI's taxonomy places the organism in Eukaryota, Viridiplantae, Streptophyta, Magnoliopsida, Fabales, Fabaceae. Bases 284 to 1216 code for a protein of 310 amino acids. The transcript has 6 exons. Gene Ontology annotation, biological process: transmembrane transport.
UACUUUUUAGGACAACACAACUUCCUCACCAUCAUCUGAUAGCAAUUAAAGAAAAAAAUAAUAAUAAUAAAGAGAGUAAAAUUCGGGACAGACAAAACGUGCUUUUGGCUCCAAGAAACAAGAAGAGAUGGCAUAUUCUCCCAUAUAAAGAGGUUCAAGGUUUUCUUCUUCUUCUUCUUCUUCUUCUUCUUUCAGUUUCGCUUCUUUUGCAUAUUCGAAACCAGCAGCAACAAAGCGUUACAUGAACUCUUCCGUUUUCUGCUGAAUCUCAACACUCACUCCAAUGGCCGCAUCCGAGAUUAACUGGGACAAGCUAGAUAAAACAAAGUUCUAUGUCGUAGGAGCUGGACUCUUUACGGGUGUUACAGUGGCACUCUACCCAGUUUCUGUUGUGAAGACUAGACUGCAGGUUGCUUCAAAGGAUACUUUGGAGAGAAAUGCAUUUUCUGUUGUGAAAGGAUUACUUAAAACUGAUGGCAUCCCUGGUUUGUAUAAAGGGUUUGGCACAGUUAUAACUGGUGCAGUUCCUGCCAGAAUCAUAUUCCUCACUGCUUUAGAGACCACAAAGGUGGCUGCCUUCAGGAUGAUUGAGCCAUUUAGACUAUCUGAAACUACCCAGGCUGCCAUAGCAAAUGGAGUUGCAGGCAUGACAUCGUCACUUUUCUCACAGGCUGUGUUUGUUCCAAUUGAUGUGAUUAGCCAAAAGUUGAUGGUCCAAGGAUACUCAGGCCAUGCCCAGUAUAGUGGGGGUUUGGAUGUUGCUCGUAAGGUGCUAAGAUCUGAUGGCAUCAGGGGAUUAUAUAGAGGGUUUGGUCUAUCUGUUAUGACUUAUUCACCAUCUAGUGCUGUAUGGUGGGCAACUUAUGGAUCGAGUCAACGCUACAUAUGGAGAUUCUUGGGAGAUGGUGUUGAAUAUAAGGAAGGUACUCCUAGUCUACCAAAGAUUAUUUUAGUUCAGGCAACUGGAGGAAUUAUUGCUGGUGCUACUGCAUCCUGCAUUACAACCCCAUUGGAUACUAUCAAGACAAGGUUACAGGUGAUGGGACUUGAAAAGAGAAGCUCUGUAAAACAAGUUGUUAAAGACUUGAUCAACGAAGAUGGAUGGAAAGGUUUAUAUAGAGGAUUAGGUCCAAGAUUUUUUAGCAUGUCAGCAUGGGGUACUUCAAUGAUAUUGACUUAUGAGUAUUUAAAGCGCUUGUGUGCAAAAGAUGAAUAGAGGCAAUUGGUCUGCAACUGUUCUUUUUUUCGGUUGAUUAGCCAAGAUUUUGUCCCAAUCUACUUGGUAGUUGAGUUCCUUUUGUGGGUUGGUUUGAUGAUGUUAGAUAGACACACAUUGGCUUAUAAUCCUAUACCUUGAGCGUGGGCUUGCUGCUGGACAUUAUUAGGUUUGACUCAAAGGUUAAACUUUAAGCAGACAGUUAUUCUAUCUGAUUGUUCAGGAAAUAAUCGUGGAUACGUAGGCAUGGAGUUUUUCCUUACUGGAAAAUCAUUUUCAUUCUUUUCAAUUAUAUUAAAUUUGAUUAGGUGUAUUCUUUCCUAAAAUUGCUAUGGAUAAUGUACACCGGGACCGGGAGGAAAGAGAUUGCAAUCAAAAUUUUUUUGCCCCCGGUAAAUGUGUAAUAGUUUCAAAUU